Messenger RNA from Puntigrus tetrazona (Sumatra barb), 3050 nucleotides. It is a transcript of the gene alkbh5, whose product is annotated as alkB homolog 5, RNA demethylase. The record is from RefSeq and is a predicted model, not a curated record. Gene Ontology annotation, cellular component: nucleus. Gene Ontology annotation, molecular function: oxidative RNA demethylase activity. Gene Ontology annotation, biological process: mRNA processing; mRNA export from nucleus. Lineage: Eukaryota; Metazoa; Chordata; Actinopteri; Cypriniformes; Cyprinidae.
ACCAGACCCUCGUGCCUACGCUCAAGGUAUGACGCGCAUGCGCAGCUCGCCAAACAGUUUUGGUUCCACGAGUUUAUGUUCUCUCCACGGUUCCGUGCAGUCUUACGGAAGCAUAAUAUUUACUGUUUUUCGGAUGCGAUAUAGCAGGCUGAUCAGCACGGCGGCUGCGGUGAGCAGAAGGCGUGUGUUUCAAACAACGUGCAGCAGCCUGGUCCACUGGAAGCUAGUGGGUGGCGUAGCCGUGCUAGGUGCUAAUGUUAUGAACGCAGGAAAACGCCGCCUGUGAUUGACAGCCCAGUCACCGCUUUGCGUUACCGAUUCGGUCGGGUUGCUCGAGGAAUGGGGCAGUGGAAACUUUGGUUGGUUUAAUUUGCUGAACGGAGGAAAGAGGAGGCAGGCGGCACCGGGCCUUCGGUCACGUCGCACACGACUUCAGUGACCGACACUAUCGUUAUAACAUGGGGACCUGAGGCGAAUUCGGGUCAAACAACAUUUCUGCCGCGGUUUAUCGGACUUUGCUGCUGAAAUGGCCGGUUUUACGGAUCUGCGGGAGAAGCUGAAGUCGAUGACGCCGCACAGAGACAAAGUUUUCGAGCACAGCAACGGCGAGAAGCGCAAAUACCGCGAGUCGGAUGACGACGACGAUGACCGGCGCGACGCGGAGGCGCGGAAAGUCAAGAGCAGCGUCAAGCAAGCUCAUAUCUUCACACAGGAGGAGUGCGUGCGCAUCGAGGCCAAGAUAGACGAGGUGGUCGCCAAGGGAGACAAGGGGCUCUACCGGGAGCACACGGUGGACCGGGCGCCGCUGAGGAACAAGUUUUUUGGUGAGGGAUACACUUACGGGUCGCAGCUGGAGAAGCGCGGGCCCGGGCAGGAGCGGCUAUAUUCCAGAGGCGAGGUGGACGAAAUACCGGACUGGGUGCACGAGCUGGUCAUCGAUCGUCUCGUGACGCACGGCGUCAUACCGGAGGGCUUCGUUAAUAGCGCCGUGAUCAACGACUAUCAGCCCGGUGGCUGCAUCGUGUCCCACGUGGACCCCAUCCACAUUUUCGAGCGACCGAUCGUCUCGGUGUCGUUCUUCAGCGACAGCGCGCUCUGCUUCGGCUGCAAGUUCCAGUUCAAGCCCAUCCGUGUGUCCGAGCCGGUGCUCUACCUGCCCGUCAGGCGCGGCAGCGUCACCGUCCUCAGCGGCUAUGCAGCCGAUGACAUCACGCACUGCAUCCGCCCACAAGACAUCAAGGAGAGGAGAGCUGUCAUCAUUCUGAGAAAGACGAGACCGGAUGCCCCUCGUUUGAGCUCCAGUUCACUGAGCCCAUCCAUCCACUCCUCUGAGAGACGACACAUACUCAAAGCCAAACGCUCGCACCGCAAGGCCGACCCAGAUGCUGCACACAGGCCUCGUAUUUUAGAGAUGGACAAAGAGCUGCAGAGGCGGUCCCUCUCUUCCCGACAGAGACGUCACGACGGAGACAGUUCAGAGAACUCGUGGAGGAGAGCUGACGAGAGAGAGCCGGGCUCACGCUACGCACAUGACCACACACCCGCUCGACGAGUCAAAAUGAGACGUCACUGAGGCGCAGCCGGGACUCAAUGCUGAUCUCCUCAGACGCUUUUACGUUUGCUCGAGGGGACCGGAAGCCAGCAGAGUGACUCAGUAAAAGACAUGCUUCCGGUGUGAGUGAACUCAAGGACAUUAGGCAGCAGCUGCUUUACUUAUUAAAAGGCUUUAUCUAUCUAUUCAGACAUAUCAUUAAGAUCCACUAUAUUUUGUUCUGUGUUUAAAGGAAGCAUAUGGAAUAAAAAGACAUGUAAACUGACUAAUGGGAAUCAGUCAUAAUUCAUUACUUUGCACUCCAGUUAACUUCACGUGCCGGUGCCAUGCAUACAUCUCAUUCACAAAACAACAUCAAAUAAAAAUGUGUAUUGGAUUUUUGAAAACUGCUCAUGAACAUGGUUGAUUUAAUUAUUAUUAUUUUAUUCGAUUUUUUUUUUUUUGCUUUGAGUUUUGUUGGACACAUUUUUGCAAUCACUCAUAAUCAAAAUUGAGAGGAGAGGAGAAAAGAAAAGGCAGAAUUUGUUCAUGCUGAUAGACUGAGUAAUGUUAAUAGUAUGAUAAUAAAUUGAAUUGAUUUGCAUUCAGUGGCUUGUAAGUGCGUUUAUCUAUGCACGGGUUUACUAACAAAAACAAGAUCAAAUCGAAGGCCUAGAACAUUUGAUAUGCUUGACAUGCACAAUAUUAUUUUCUGAAACGGGAUAAAAUAUUACAUUAGUCACCUUUUCAUUUGAAUGUUGUUUUUGUUCUUGAUGCUUAUUUUUUUCCUCCCCCCAUUUAAGGGUGGUGUUGCCAUUAUAAUAACUUUGACUUCUGACUAUAAGUUCUGAUUUGACAACCAUGGUGUAUUUGUAUUUGGCUCUUUAUAUCUUAAGGAAAGAAUUCAUGCCAACAUUACAUCUGACAUUUGAGACCUGUACAAGACUGUCAUAAUGGCACCAGUUUGUGUUUUGUUAAUUUAUUUGUUUCUGAGGUUGAACGGAAGUAAAGAAAAUGCAGAAGAAAGAUGAUAAAGUAUCUUUCCCAUUGCAGGUGCACACCAGAAAAGUGAAUAUGAGACUAUAUAUAGAAUAUUUUUGUUUAAAUCAAAUGGAGUAGAUUAGACUGUAUAAAAGAUUAAAGGAAGAUGUUCAGUGUGUUCAUGAAAGAUUCUGUUUGUUCAUUAUUUUUCUGGUUCUGAAAGUGAGAUCAUCCAUAGCUGUUUGUAUUUUGUAUCAUUUUUAUAACCUUUAAACACCAAAACAAUUCAAUCUCCAGUUUGCAUUGCCCGUUAAUAUGGAAUUAGGAACCUAAUUUUCUGUCUACAUUUAACAUGCAUGAAAAUGGUUUACAUUUUUGCUCCAAGUCUUAUAAUUUACACUAUGCAACGUUUUAUUCAGUUUAGAAAUAAAAAUGUAAAUAUUUAGUGUGGCUGGAUUUCUGUGCCAUCUUGAAUUGUUAAUAUAAACUAUUUACCUCAAUGUACCCACUGUUUACCCAAUAAAUAUCCCACAGCUUA